AUGGCAUCCGACGGUACACCGGUCGCCGAGGCUCUCCCCUCCGAAUUGGGGAACGCCAUCGCGGCUUUGAAUACAUGGAACAACCCGGACCUUCAGGCCAAGCUGGCCGAGCUCGGAGCCCCAAACAUGGGUCCUCGAGAGGAGCUAAUUGACAGGCUCAAGAGCUACAUGAUCCAGACUGGAAUCGUCCUGAACAAACCAAAUGAUGACAAAAUGGGCUCGCAGAUGCCAGGGAUGCCGACUAUGCCCCCCAUGCCUAUGCCGCCAAUGCCUCCUGGCAUGAGCAUGCUCCAACCUCUGCCUAUGAUGACCCCAGGAGGUCCCCCUCCUCCUGGUAUCCCCAUGGGAAUGGACCAUGCUUCUCUCGCUCCUCCAGGCAUGACCCAAGAGGAUCAGCUAAAGAUGGCUCAGCAGAGAGCAGCCAUGGUUUUACAGCAGGAGGAGCGGGCCAAACAGCAGGCUGCAGUAAUGCUGGAACAGCAGGAAAUGGUCCAGAUGCAGACAAGAUCCAUGACGUCUGUCGGGGAAGUCAGAGCCCUGGAUCCUCGAGGUCCGCUUCCUCCUGGUGUCACAAUGCUGCCACCCCAGAAACAGAGGGUGCCCCCCCCUCCAGGAGAGGAUAACAAGGAGAUCUGGCAGAACGAGGAAAUGAGCGUCGGUGGGCCUAAAAUCCCUCAGGUCCUGGAAAAGAUCCUCCAGCUGAAGGAGAUCAGACAGGAGCAGCUCACCGAUCCAACAGGUGAAUAUUACGAUGAGGGAGGAGAGAUGGAUGCGGCCGGUUCUGGUCAGGUGAUGUCUGAGACGGAGGACGAUGGCCAGAUGUCCAAAAAAGAUAAAAAUCGCAAACGCCGGAACCGCAAAAAGAAGAGCAAGAAGAAGCGAGCGCUUGAAAAGAAGGAGGAAGCGGAGCAGCAGAAGAAAGAAGGGGACGAGAAGGAGAAAGAAAAGGAGAAGGGAAAAGAUCCAGAGGUGGAGAUCGAGUACGUCACCGAGGAGCCAGAAAUUUACGACCCCAACUUCAUCUUCUUCAAGAGGAUCUUUGAAGCUUUUAAGGUAACAGACGACGUGAAGAAGGAGAAAGAGAAGGAGCCUGAGAAGGCGGAGAAACAGGAGGCUGUGGGCAUGUUGAGGAAGAAGGGCUUUGAGCUGGAGAGGAAGGACAGCGACGAUAGCGACGAGGAAGCCAAGCCAGAUGUGCCCAAGCUGUCUAAGAAGAAGCUGAGGAGGAUGAACAGGCUGACCGUGGCUGAACUCAAACAGUUGGUAGCUCGCCCAGAUGUGGUGGAGAUGCACGAUGUGACGGCCCAGGAGCCCAAGCUGUUGGUCCACUUAAAGGCCACCAGGAACACGGUGCCCGUUCCACGCCACUGGUGCUUCAAGAGAAAGUAUCUACAGGGAAAGAGGGGUAUCGAGAAGCCUCCGUUUCAGUUACCGGAGUUCAUCAGGAGGACGGGGAUCCAGGAGAUGAGGGAGGCCCUGCAGGAGAAGGAGGACGCCAAAUCUAUGAAAACCAAGAUGAGGGAGAAGGUUCGGCCCAAGAUGGGGAAGAUCGACAUCGACUAUCAAAAGCUCCACGAUGCUUUCUUCAAAUGGCAGAUUAAACCUAAACUCACCAUCCAUGGAGAUCUUUACUAUGAGGGUAAAGAGUUUGAAACGCGCCUGAAAGAGAAAAAGCCAGGAGAUUUGUCAGAUGAGCUGCGGAUUGCUCUGGGAAUGCCGGUUGGACCUAACGCUCACAAGGUGCCCCCUCCCUGGUUGAUCGCCAUGCAGAGGUACGGCCCCCCUCCUUCCUAUCCUAACCUCAAGAUCCCUGGACUCAACUCUCCCAUCCCAGAGAACUGUACGUUUGGUUAUCACGCCGGCGGCUGGGGGAAGCCUCCAGUAGAUGAGAUGGGCAAACCGCUCUACGGUGACGUGUUUGGAACCAACGCAACAGAUUUCCAGUCUAAAGCGGAGGAGGAAGAGGUGGACCGCACACCGUGGGGAGAGCUGGAGCCUUCAGACGAAGAGUCGUCUGAGGAAGAAGAGGAGGAGGAGAGCGAUGAAGAAAAGCCAGAUGAAACUGGAUUCUUCACCCCAGCAGACAGUGGGUUAAUCACUCCUGGAGGCAUCACCUCAGUACCAGCAGGCAUGGAGACUCCGGAGCUGAUUGAGCUGAGAAAGAAAAAGAUUGAGGAAGCCAUGGACGGAAAUGAGACGCCACAGCUUUUCACGGUUCUACCAGAGAGACGGACAGGGCCUGUAGGAGCAGCCAUGAUGGCAUCGACACACAUCUACGAAAUGUCGGGGGUUGGACGCAAGACUGGUGGAGGGCAGGAGUCCCAGGGUGUGGAGGUGGCCCUGGCGCCUGAGGAGUUGGAGCUCGACCCGAUGGCCAUGACCCAGAAAUACGAGGAGCACGUCAGAGAGCAGCAGGCUCAGGUGGAGAAGGAGGACUUCAGCGACAUGGUGGCCGAGCACGCGGCCAAACAGAAGCAAAAGAAGAGGAAGGCCCAGCCACAGGAUACACGGGGCGGUGCCAAGAAAUACAAAGAGUUCAAGUUCUAGAGAAACGCCAGCACUAGGUUGAGCUGGCCACAACAGGAUGUGAAACGGAGAGGGACAGACUCCGAUUUCAGCUUCGGAGGAUGUUCAUCACAGCUCCAGUUAACUGUUGGAUCACUGAGGUGUUUUUGUUCCCUUUUUUUUUU
Messenger RNA from Cyprinodon variegatus (sheepshead minnow), 2690 nucleotides. It is a transcript of the gene sf3b2, whose product is annotated as splicing factor 3b subunit 2. The record is from RefSeq and is a predicted model, not a curated record. Bases 1 to 2547 code for a protein of 848 amino acids. NCBI's taxonomy places the organism in Eukaryota, Metazoa, Chordata, Actinopteri, Cyprinodontiformes, Cyprinodontidae. Gene Ontology annotation, biological process: mRNA splicing, via spliceosome. Gene Ontology annotation, cellular component: nucleus; U2 snRNP; catalytic step 2 spliceosome. The transcript is spliced from 21 exons.